Molecule: messenger RNA, 286 nt
Organism: Dromiciops gliroides (monito del monte)
Lineage: Eukaryota; Metazoa; Chordata; Mammalia; Microbiotheria; Microbiotheriidae
Gene: SPRR4
Product: small proline rich protein 4
Exons: 2
Coding region: 50-286 (78 amino acids)
Source: RefSeq, a predicted model, not a curated record
CUUCCCCACUCAUCCUACCUGCCUCUUUGGCUCACCUCAUUGGAGAACAAUGUCAUCCCAGCAGCAGCAAUGCCCCUCCCAGCAGCCUCAGCAGCAGCAGGUGAAACAGCCCUGCCAGCCACCCCCUGUCAAGUGCCAGGAGCCGUGUGCUCCCAAGACAAAGGAUCCCUGUGCUCCUCAAACCAAGGACCCAUGCCCACCCAAGGGCACAGCUGUACCAUCCCAGCAGAAGUGCCCACCUGCCCAGCAGAAGUGCCCACCUGCCCAGCAUCCCAAGCAGAAGUAA